Molecule: messenger RNA, 603 nt
Organism: Pterocles gutturalis (yellow-throated sandgrouse)
Lineage: Eukaryota; Metazoa; Chordata; Aves; Pterocliformes; Pteroclidae
Gene: KCNMB1
Product: potassium large conductance calcium-activated channel, subfamily M, beta member 1
Exons: 3
Coding region: 1-603 (200 amino acids)
Biological process (GO): potassium ion transport; detection of calcium ion
Cellular component (GO): membrane; voltage-gated potassium channel complex
Molecular function (GO): calcium-activated potassium channel activity; potassium channel regulator activity
Source: RefSeq, a predicted model, not a curated record
AUGUUGGGAAAAAAGUUAGUGACUGCACAGAAACGAGGGGAGACAAGAGCCCUGUGCCUGGGACUGGGAAUGGUUGCCUGCUCCAUGAUGAUGUACUUUUUUAUUGGGAUCACCAUUGUGCCAUUCUACACUAAAAGUGUUUGGACAACAGAAACUGUGUGCAAAGUACUCAAAGUCAACAUCAUGGACAAAGUUCUCUGCCCAAACAGCGAAGGCUCAGAGGAUGAGGAUGUCUUUCCUUAUCCCUGUCUCCAGGUGUGGGUUAAUCUAACAGCGUCAGGACAGGAGGUUAUGCUCUAUCACACUGAAGAUACACUGGACAAAAAUCCCAAGUGCUCGUACGUCCCAGACAAGUUGGAGAACUCUAAAGAAGUUAAAGCACGAGUAGAAACAAUUGCAAGCAAUUUCAAAAAAUACCAGACUUUCCCAUGCUACUAUGACCCAGGAGGAAUGCAGACCAAUGUCAUUUUAAGCAGACUUUAUCCCCCGAAAGGCCUCCUCUUUGCUUUCCUUUGGCCUACACUCAUGUUUACUGGUGGAUGUCUGAUCAUUGUUCUGGUGAAAAUUAGUCAGUAUGUUUCCAUGCUUUCUGCUUGGCAGUAG